AUGCAUCGAGCCCUCUCCCAGUCCGAGCUUCUCGAGCUAAUCCUACUAUCUCUCGACCUACAAACCCUCCUCACUUCCGCCCAGCGGGUCUGCUCCCAAUGGCGCCACAUAAUCCGCGAAUCCCCCUUCCUGCAGGGGACCCUAUUCUUCAAGCCCCGUCGAACGUCCCUGUCACACCCGUCCCCAGGAGACCAAGAACACCAUCAAUCCGCUCCUAACCACCGCCUUCCCAGGAACCUUCCACAGCUUCAGCAUCCGCGACCUCGACCUAAUCUCCCAUCCGUGCAAAUGCACAGCCUAUCUGCGCCCCGAGGCCAGCUGGCGCUCCAUGCUCCUCCAGCAGCCGCCACCAGUCUCCGGCACCCUGCAACACUGACCCCGAAAACGUCCUAUCCGUUACAUAAGGAGGGACUGCGCAUGGAAACACUAUUCGAGCUGCUCUUCUUCGACCACGACCUGACCGAAGUCAACUACCCGCACAGACUAGUCUGGUGGGGCCAGUGCUCGGAGACAGCCUUCUGUGACGGGCUCAAAUCGUUCGGGAGGAUUGAACUGCCCGAUGUGCUGGUGUGUGCGUGCCGGAGCCACACGUGUACGGACAUGGAUUCCGACUUUGAGAAUGAGGAUCAAGAUGUCGUAGAUGCGGUCCAUGCUGAGUACCGGGAGCUGGGGCUGAAGCCGAAGGUUCUAGGGCCGGAGCGGAAGAGGACGAAGUUGGAGUACAGUGGCGCGUGGGAUUGA
Messenger RNA from Aspergillus alliaceus, 741 nucleotides. RefSeq lists its product as uncharacterized. The transcript has 2 exons. The coding region runs from base 1 to 741 and encodes 246 amino acids. Gene Ontology annotation, molecular function: protein binding. The record is from RefSeq and is a predicted model, not a curated record. Lineage: Eukaryota; Fungi; Ascomycota; Eurotiomycetes; Eurotiales; Aspergillaceae.